AUGAAGGUCUUCCUCGUACAGCUUUCACCGUUGUUGAGGACAACGAGAACAAUUCGCUCUCGUCUCAGUCUCUCGUACACUCUGAUCGGCGUGCAAGCUAUCCUAGGACUUAUCUUGACUUUUGUUUUCAUCGGAAGCUCGAAAGAACUCGCUGCUGCUUUUGUUCCACGGGAAGUUAGAGAGACAAGUUUGGAUUAUGUGAGAAUCUCAUCAGUGCAGGCGUUAUCGUCUGCUCUUGAGGUUGCUGUUGCGUCGGCUACGAGGGCGUUGGAUCAUCCUGAUGUUCCGCUUGUGAUUAGCUCUGUCAAGUUCGUGGUGAACAUCAUUUUGGACCUGCUUAUCAUCUUGAGAUUUCAUGUUGGGAGUAGAGAGCCUACCGUCAAUGGACAGGCACUGAUACGAAUGGCGUGUGAUUUGACUUCGGCAUUGACGGGACUGGUGUACUUUGUCUUCAUUGCUUUGAAGAUGCAGCGACAAUCUCAUGACGAAGAGAAGGUGAAGCCGAGUUAUAAAGCACUGAAGACGUUGGUCAGACCAGGUAUUCCGACGUUUUUGGAGUCGGCGAUAAGGAAUGCGAUAUAUCUCUGGUUGAUUCAUGGAAUCGUUGAUAUGGGUUCCGAUUAUGCCACAGCCUGGGGUGUCUUCAAUACCAUCCGAUGGGGAAUCGUAAUGGUUCCCGUUCAGGCUCUCGAAGCGUCGACCUUGACUUUCGUAGGACAUGCUUGGGGGAAAUGGAGGAACCAGGUUGGACCGGAACGAGAAAGAGCGAAGGCAACGAAGAAAGAUCUGAGUGUCAUCACACGUCCGGCGUGGAUAUCAUGCAUCAUCGCACUCGCCAUCGAAAUACCAUUCUGUAUCUUCCUUUCGAUCUGGGGUAUCGACGGCUUUGCCUUCUACCUGUCUCAAUCUGAGCCAGUUGCCAACAUUACACAAAGAAUGUGGCGUACUAUUGACUGGUGUUACAUCUUCUACGCCUUGAACUAUCAGAUCUCGGCGAUUUUGCUAGCCACAACGACGAACUGGUAUCUGAUCCAAGCACUUGGCUCCAACCUCCUAUGGAUGCUUCCAUGGGCCAUAGCCGUCACUAGAAUGGGCAUGACACCUUCGAACGCAUGGAAAUACCACUCGGUUAUUUUCGGCGGCUCGCUAGUCUUUUCUUUCUUCAACGUUUGCGCCAUUCUUGCACUUUGGGCAUGGCUUCUGACGAAAGGGAAAGUCAGCUUGGCUCCGGUACGUAGCUCUCUUUGA
Cadophora gregata is the source of this 1248-nucleotide messenger RNA. RefSeq lists its product as uncharacterized. NCBI's taxonomy places the organism in Eukaryota, Fungi, Ascomycota, Leotiomycetes, Helotiales, Ploettnerulaceae. The transcript is spliced from 4 exons. The record is from RefSeq and is a predicted model, not a curated record. The coding region runs from base 1 to 1248 and encodes 415 amino acids.